Messenger RNA from Marchantia polymorpha subsp. ruderalis, 1698 nucleotides. Lineage: Eukaryota; Viridiplantae; Streptophyta; Marchantiopsida; Marchantiales; Marchantiaceae. The record is from the annotation of a GenBank genome assembly.
GGGCCUGCCUUGACUGCCAAUCUUCUCCAGCCCUUCGCUCGCUCUGCCGCUGCCCUCUCUCUCUCCCUCCCUCGCUCCCUCCCUCCCUCCCCUUCUCCUCUGCUUCUGCGCGCGAUUGCUCUUUCACCCUCUGCGCGCUGGAGGUGCGUGCGCCCGGAGCGAGAGCGCGUGUCCAUUCGUGCUCCAUCGGUGCUGGUGUGAUUUGACCAUCGUCGGCUCGUCAUCGUAUCAUUGUUGUGCUGUUCGGUGUGGUCGCUCGCUCGCUCGCUCGCUACAUCUGCUUCUGCAGCGGCAGAGCGGAGCGGGGAGGAGGUUUCGGGGUUCAGGUGCGGUUGCAGCGAUCGCUCGCUCGCUCGCUCGCUUGCUGGGUCAGGCUUGAGGAAGGAUUGAUGCUCCAGGUGUUGUGAGAUUUUGAGGAAUUUGUCGAGAGGAAGAGGAUUUACCACGAAGCAGGAGGAUGAGUUUUUUAGAUCUAGAGGCCGGCGGGCCACCUCCGAGUAGGCGUGAUGUGAGAAAGGACCAGGAUCCGACACAGGCUUUGGCUGCGGGAGUUUUCCAGAUCAAUACUGCUGUUUCCACUUUUAAGCGAUUAGUUAAUACCCUCGGAACCCCCAAGGAUACCCCGGAGCUGCGUGAGAAGCUGCACAAAACUCGGCAACAUAUUGGACAAUUGGCCAAGGAUACUUCCGCGAGAUUAAAAUCAGCUUCUGAAGUCGACCAAUACACGGAAGUUACCGCGAGCAAAAAGGUAGGAGAUGCAAAACUUGCGAAGGACUUCCAGGCUGUCCUUAAGGAGUUCCAGAAAGCACAGCGUGUUGCAGCUGAGCGGGAGACUGCCUACGCACCUUUUGUGCCACAAGCUGCAUUACCACCAAGUUAUACCUCGAGCGAGCUCAAGUUGCAACCGGAGGAAAGUCAGGAGCAACGCCUUUUGCUCGUCGAUCAGAGAAGACAGGAUAUUCUUCAUUUAGAGAAUGAAGUUGUUUUCAAUGAGGCUGUCAUUGAAGAAAGGGAGCUAGGUAUUCGCGAAAUCCAGGAACAGAUUGGGGAGGUGAAUGAGAUCUUCAAAGAUCUUGCUGUGUUACUACAUGAGCAAGGAGUCAUGAUUGAUAAUAUCGACUCCAACAUAGAAAACUCACAUGCUGCAACUACUCAAGCAAAUCGUCAACUUACUAAAGCCUCGAAAACUCAGAAGUCAAAUAACUCUUUGACGUGCCUGCUACUUAUAAUUUUUGGCGUGGCACUGCUCAUUGUCAUCAUCGUCAUGUUUGCGUGAAAAUGGACUCCUGCAGUUUCUGCCAUUUAUUGAUCAGCGUGGAUAAUAAGUUGAGGACAAUCUCAACAGGUGCAUGUACAUUUCCAUAUUCCGGGUAGUGGCCUUGUUUUGCACCAAUCUUGUAAGUUUAGAAGUCGAGAUAGGAAUCUCCUGUGUAUAUCUUCCAUUUUAAGAAAGCCCAUUGUUCAAUUAUGGAGUUCCUUAUCACCAGGACGAGCUCUUGUUGGGCUAGCUUUGUGGGCAAUAUCUCAAUUCGGUUUUUGAGGUGUAUAAUAGAGAUGAAAGAACAUUCUCAAGUCCAAUGGUACUUUUGAUCCAAGGAAAACUGAAGUGCAAGUUUUGAGUAAGUGAAAAGGGUUUAGCGUUGUGAGUUACUUUCUCAUGAGCGAAUAAAGAAGUGGACAGCCGCAGGCCUCAUGUGU